Molecule: messenger RNA, 1631 nt
Organism: Seriola dumerili (greater amberjack)
Lineage: Eukaryota; Metazoa; Chordata; Actinopteri; Carangiformes; Carangidae
Gene: bcas1
Product: proteoglycan 4-like
Exons: 12
Coding region: 88-1335 (415 amino acids)
Biological process (GO): myelination
Source: RefSeq, a predicted model, not a curated record
CAAGUUAUUUUGGAACUCCCUGAACCCACCAUCCAGAAGGAAGAGGUCAAGAAAAGUAAAGAAGAAAAAGUUCAUCUUUUUGGCAAAAUGUUCAAAAAGAAAGCAGAACCUCCAGCUGAUGUCGAGAACAUUCAAGAAAAAGAGACAUCAAAUGAAGAUCAAAAGGCUGUAAGUCCUCUUGCCACUGAUCCACAGCUGGAGACAGCUACCCUAAAGCAAGAAUCAGAAUCAUUAACGGAGCCAGAAAGUGUGACUCUAGACCCUGGUCCAGAGGAAGAAAAAGCUCCCGAAACUGACAACGGAGACAGUCAGCCUGUGGAAAACCAAGAGGAGAGUGACCCUGAAGAGAAUCCAGUUAUGAACUUCUUCAAAACACUAGUGACUUCCACUAAAACAUCCAAAAAGGAAACAGCUACUCCUGAUGCCACAAAAGAGCAGUCCCAGAAGGAGACCCAACCAGCAGCAACCAUUACUGCUGCACAAGUAUCUGAACCGCCUGCAGCACUCAAAGGAAUGUCUAUCCCACCACCACCUCCUCCAGAGCCACCAAAAAUGGAAGUCAAAGGAGAACCAGCUGCCAAACCUGUAAAACCCGCGCCAAAAGAAGAACCAAAAGCUGCUGCAAAGGAACCCGAGCCCUCAAAAGCAACAUCAGCCAAAGAUACUCUGAGCAAACUCUUCCGCCCAAAGACAAUCAAGGACGAACCACAGCCACCAGUAGAAGUACAGACUGAAAAUAAGGUUGAACCUCAGGAGACAGCAGAGGAGGUGGCACAGCCAGUUGUAGAAGAGCAGAUGGUGGAUGGAGCACCACAGCCAGUGGUAGAAGCUGAGAAAGUGGAUCCCUCAAAAGCUGGCACCCUGGAGGCUGCCGCAAAGCCAGAGCCGCCACCGCCUGCUCAGGAGGAGAAGAAAACAGCCUCAAAAUCUUCCUUCUUUUCUUUCUUCAAGCCUAAAGUACUGUUAGACCACAUGACCACAAAAGUCCAGGCAGCCUCCACAAGUGGAGUUCGGCUCCUCAGGAGAUCGACUGGAGUGGCUGCUGAACCCAAAAAGGCGACCCCUGCCCCCGCUGCAGCAACAACAGCAGAGGCAGCUAAAACCAAGGAGGAACCUAAAGCAGCAGCCAAGUCGUCAGAGGUAGUUGUAGAUAACAAACAAGCUUCAGCGGCCUCCCAAGCUGGAGACGAUGCAGCCAAUGUUCCCAAAAAACUGGAGAAGAGGAACUCCAUCCAUCUGUUCUUUAAAAAUCUGGGUCAGAAACGUCAUUCCACAGACGCGGGAGUCCAGACAGAGCCAGCUGCUGUCGCUCCAGCAGCAGAGAAAGCCAAAUGAAACCAAAAGCAACACUAAAGUUUCCAUGUACAGACUCCCUUUCUCUUACUCAAUCUUUAUCUCUCUCUCUCUCAUCACCCCUUCGACACCCUUGAAUUACUUUAACUACAUUUAUUUUAUUUUUUUGUUUUUGUUACUGUUUAGAAGUUACAAUAUAAGAGGAAAGGUUACUGGAUAAAAUGAUAAAAGCAAGUGAGAAAGAGCAGUGAGCAGGUAGAUGAACUAGUGGUGAUUGGAAAUGGUGAAAGACUGACUUGAUGGUGAGGCUGUUGAAAUACAUAUACACACACACACAC